Molecule: messenger RNA, 408 nt
Organism: Dovyalis caffra
Lineage: Eukaryota; Viridiplantae; Streptophyta; Magnoliopsida; Malpighiales; Salicaceae
Source: the annotation of a GenBank genome assembly
AUGUCUGCCAUUGAGAUGGCCACAGCCACCAAGUUUCCUUACCACAAACUGAAAAAUGAAGGUUUCUUGGAUGACUAUGAAGAAAGGCAGAGAUUCAGUAUUGUCAAAUCAAGAAACUGGUACAAGUUCAGGAGGGUGCAUAUAAGAAAGAGAUUUAGGCUUAAGGUUCCAAGCUUGAGGAUAUUCUUGAGGAGGAAAGUUAAACUUGUCUCUGCUGUUAGACUCUCAUGUGCUAAAGUGCUGAAGAGAUUGAAGGAAGGUCAGGCUCAUUUUGGUGAUCUUUUUGCAGGGAACUAUCUGUUCAUGCAGGUCAAUCCUACUCCUUUGAAGUACUUUGAGAAAUCUUAUUAUAAUACCUCUGGCCUUGACCUUAAUAGCUUUCCUCCGGGCUAUUCUCUUCCUCGUUGA